GUACAGAAAAGAUGACACCGGGUAAUGAGUUGUUUGUAGAGGAAGACGAAGAAAUGAAGUCUGACUCCGAAGAACCAAGAUUGGUCAUAAAGGAAGAACCGCAAGAUGGACUCCCAGCAGUGCCAGAACAGCCCGAGGAAGAAGACGAAGAACCAGUGCAUGUGGAAGCAGAAGAAGAGGACGAUGAAGAAGAGGAUGAUGAUCCAAUUAUAGAAUCGAUUCCAUUAUACAUCAAUACCAUGCCCUCGCGAUUUAAAAACUCAUUACACAUAUUACAAUACCCUGGUCGUGCCAAGGCUCGUCGUUUGGACCAGGGCCAUUUCCAUGCAUCUAUAAAGCCACAGCUGAAAUAUCUUGAAGUUAAAGUCCCCUUGGACACUUCCAAGUUCUUUGAUGGGACCAAAGUCGAGGACUGGGGUGAAGAAAUUGGCGAGCAGACCUUGAGCGGUGUUCUUGAUCCCCUGGAAGGUGGAUACUAUAUCGCGAAAGUCGAGACCGACAGUGAAGGUAACAGAAAGGCUGUGCUUGUUCCUAUAGACAGUACUGCCCAAUUACGAACAAGUUUCCAAUACAUCGACGCCAUUGAUAAUUCUGCCCAUCAACAAAAGAAGCAAGAACAAGCCGAGAUCCAUAAGACUACAAGUGUACAAAUCUUACAAUCCGCAGCAAAACAUACUGGGACUCAAGCAAACAUGGAUGGGUUCAUGCAUUCCUUAGGUGACUCGCUUAAGCAUGUUAAACGAUUUGAUGAAGAAAGUUGGAGUCUUUUAAGUUGGAAGAAUGAUGAAGAUGAAAUCACCAAUAAGAUCAAAAAAGAGUUGAUUAAUGGGGCUGAUUCCAUUGAAUUGACUACUGAAACUAAAUUUGAUGAUUAUAUUCAAAAGUUAAUCAAUGAAUAGAAUACUUAACCUGUAUAUUAAUAACAUAUCUUAAGACAUAUUA
Spathaspora passalidarum NRRL Y-27907 is the source of this 942-nucleotide messenger RNA. Its product is annotated as DNA-directed RNA polymerase III subunit. The transcript has a single exon. Gene Ontology annotation, cellular component: nucleus; RNA polymerase III complex. Lineage: Eukaryota; Fungi; Ascomycota; Pichiomycetes; Serinales; Debaryomycetaceae. Bases 12 to 899 code for a protein of 295 amino acids. The record is from RefSeq and is a predicted model, not a curated record. Gene Ontology annotation, biological process: DNA-templated transcription.